Messenger RNA from Elaeis guineensis (African oil palm), 1170 nucleotides. The record is from RefSeq and is a predicted model, not a curated record. NCBI's taxonomy places the organism in Eukaryota, Viridiplantae, Streptophyta, Magnoliopsida, Arecales, Arecaceae.
AUGGCUAAUAGCAAGACACCUAGCUUAAAGAAACCAAGAGAGAAGGCUCUUAUAGAUUUGUAUUUUACUUCUGAUGCAGAAAUGGUUGUUCAAAGUAGAAAAGAAGGCAAAGAGAAGCAAACUACUAUCAAUGAAGUUUGCAAAAAAAAAUUAAGAGACAAGACUUGUAGAGAGUUGGCUAGGUGGAUGUAUGAUGCCGGUAUUCCAUUUAAUGUCGUUAAUUAUCUAAACUUUGCUGUUGAAAUUGAAGCAAUUGGACAAUUUGGUCCUGGUAUGAAACCUCCAAGUUAUCAUGAGAUUAGGGUCCCUUUGUUAAGAAAAGAAGUUGAGCAUACUAGAGAUUUGACGAAGGGCCACCAAGAAAAGUGGGCAAGGUAUGGAUGCUCGAUUAUGUCAGACGGUUGGAAGGAUGAGAUUGCAAAGAAGGACAUAAUCAACUUUUUAGUAAACUCUCUUAAAGGAUCGGUAUUCAUCAAAUCUGUUGAUGCUUUCCAUGCUGUGAAGAGUGGAAAUCUCUUAUUUAAAUUGCUUGAUGACAUGGUGGAGGAAAUUGGAGAAGCAAAUGUCAUUCAAGUGGUGACCGACAAUGCCUCUAAUUAUGUAGCUACAAGGAGAUUGUUGGAGGCAAAGAGGUCAAAUUUAUAUUGGUCACCAUGUGCUGCCCAUUGUGUUGACUUGAUAUUGGAGGAUAUUGUUGAAAUUUCAUCAAUACAUAAUCAGAAGAACAACUUAAGGAAGAUGUUCAAUUCUGAAGAGUGGAACUCCAAAUUUUGGGCAAAAGAGUCAGCUGCCAAGAGAGCGCUUCAUAGCAAAAAGAGGAAUAGGCUUGCUCAACAACGCUUGAAUGAUUUGGUAUUUGUGAAAUAUAAUAGAGCCUUGAGGCAUCGAUAUAAUAGGCAUGAUACCGUUGACUCUAUUUCUUUGAAGGACAUUGAUGAUAGUAAUGAGUGGGCUGCUGGAGUUGAUGAGCCUACAUAUCGCACAAUAAUUAGUGCGAAUGCUUCUUCAUCAAGAGGGGGGGCUUUACACUCAAGGCCUAAAGCAUCAAGAUCAGAACUUGUAGAUGAGGAGUUAGAAGACUCAGAAGAAGAGCAAGGCAUUGGAGAUCACAAGUCUGAUGAAGAAGAAGAAGUUGAUCUUAUUAUCGAUAAUGAUGAGGAGGACUACUAG